Acromyrmex echinatior (Panamanian leafcutter ant) is the source of this 1911-nucleotide messenger RNA. RefSeq names its product Repressor splicing factor 1 (gene Rsf1). The record is from RefSeq and is a predicted model, not a curated record. Lineage: Eukaryota; Metazoa; Arthropoda; Insecta; Hymenoptera; Formicidae.
UGACUUUCGGCGUCUGGGUUGGAGACCGCGGACACGGCCGACAUGGUUUUCUGCGCUGUGAACCCCGGUGGAUCCGCUCUAAUCGAUUGCGCGGUCGCAAACAGCGUUCUCACUUGAAGAGUCGAACGACCGAUACAUCUCCUUCCUAUCCGUCACCCCCGUCGGUCACCGCGGCGAUCACGCCGAUCGGCGACGAGAGAGACCUAUCGAGAGGCCAGCGGCGAUAACAGCAAGAUGACACCAGAAGGAUAUACACGCGUUUAUGUGGGCGGGUUGAAUGAGAGCAUCAAGAAGGAAGAUCUACAAAUGGAGUUUGAAAAGUAUGGCAAGUUGAACAAGGUGUGGGUAGCGUUUAAUCCACCGGGCUUCGCUUUCAUCGAAUUCUUCAACAUGAACGAGGCCGAAUUGGCUUGCUGCAACAUGAAUGGCAUGGAGAUUAUGGGUGCAAAAUUGAGAGUGGAGAUUUCCCGGGGUAGAGGCCGUGGGGGCGGUAGGGGCGGUGGCGCGGGUGGUUUCAGAGGAAAUCGCGGGGUUGGCAGUAGGGACUUUGGCUCUCGGGGCGGCACUACUGCGGGUUACAGAGGCAGUACUUACGCAGAUUAUGGAGGCAGCUAUUAUACAGGCAGGGGUGGCGCAAGUAGGGGCAGAGGUCGUUACGGAGAAGACUAUAUGUACAAUCGCAGCAGCGGGUAUGUUACGCGAGACGGAUAUACACAGGAUGUCUACGGUGGUAGUAGCGGGGACACUGGCGCCGACUACUACACCGGGAAGGAUACAAGCACAGCGAGGUAUCGAAGCCGCUCUCCCGCCGGCCGUGGCAGUCAUCGUCAUCUACGUGAAUGCACAUAAAAGAACUACGCUGCGUCUUGCCAAUCUGAACUGCGGGCCGAUCAGCCACCCGCCUCGACGACUUCAUUUCUGUCCAAUCUACACAGCGACCUGUAUAUAAACAAGAACUACCAUUGCAGUUUGCGCUGUGCAAUGUUUUCCGUGCAUUGUCCACUUCCAUACAACCCGUGGUCGUUGCCGGAGAACAUUUUUUAUGAUUAAAAGACUCGAAAGUUCCCUUGAAAAAAAAAACAUUCUUUACGUUCGAACACGUGAAACACGAAUCGCGAACUGCGAAUAAUAUUUGAAAAAAUAAUUAAUAGAGCUAUUAAUCUAUAGAGAUUAUAACACACUAUUUGCAAUCAUCAUUUUAUUUUAAACCGAAAUCUAUCGUGGGUUAUUUUAGAUCUCCUUUCUUUACACACAUUUUAGAUACGUAGGAUUUUUUGUGGUCCUUGGUUUACGAUUAUAAUACAGAAUUCAUAAUUCAUUUGCGUACAUAUAAUCCCACCGUUAAAAUAGUAGCAUCUCGUAAUUUUGUUGAUUUGCUUGGCUUAGCUAUCAUUAUUUUCAGCUUUCCGAUAAGUUCGGAGAUUGCGGUACAACGGUUCAUAAUCUUGUGAAUAUCAUUCUCACGUAUUUAGAAACGUGUGCUCGCUUAACGUUCUAUGAAUAGUAACGAUUUUAUAUGGAAUCGGAAAGGAGACAGUAAAUCGCGCCAACACUAGCCAAAUGCAAACUGCUGCUCGCAUAUAACAAUUAAUAACGUGUAAUCGAAGAAGAAGAAAUAGAUAUAUAGUAAUGUGUAAUAUAUCUUGAGAAUUUCGACGCACAAACGACGAGAUCAAAAAAUUGUUUGCGAAGCCAAAGGGAUUCGCAUCGAACAUGAUAUAUCUUCCACCUCGGUUUUGUGAUAUACGUGCAGAAACAGUGCUGCAUUUGGAAAGAGAUGUCCGAGCAUCAAUUUUUGUCAUUUCAGAUGCUCGUAAAUAAGAAAGUGAUAAAAAUAGUGGUAAUGAUGUAUAUUAUCUCCACUGUAAAAGAUGGAAUUGGAAAUUGAGAUAUUAAACGAUUUGCGCUCAC